AUGGGCACGAGGAGGCUAAUUUCUGUUCACCUUUCUGUGGGCAGGAAAUAUGAGCUGUACAGCAUGGACUGGGACCUGAAGGAGGAACUCAGGGACUGCCUGGUGGCCGCUGCGCCUUAUGGAGGCCCCAUUGCACUGCUGAGGAACCCCUGGCGGAAGGAGAAGGCUGCAAGUGUACGGCCGGUACUUGACAUCUACUCUGCUUCUGGCAUGCCUCUGGCCAGUCUGCUGUGGAAGAGUGGGCCAGUGGUGUCCCUGGGCUGGUCAGCUGAAGAGGAGCUCCUCUGCGUGCAGGAAGAUGGUGUAGUGCUGGUUUAUGGGCUUCAUGGAGACUUCCGGAGACACUUCAGUAUGGGCAAUGAGGUGCUCCAGAAUAGGGUUCUAGAUGCUCGAAUCUUCCAUACUGAGUUUGGUUCCGGAGUGGCCAUCCUCACAGGGGCCCACCGCUUCACCCUCAGUGCCAAUGUGGGUGACCUCAAACUCCGCCGAAUGCCAGAAGUGCCAGGUUUGCAGAGCGCACCCUCCUGCUGGACCACACUGUGCCAGGACCGAGUGGCACACAUUCUUCUGGCUGUGGGGCCCGAUCUUUACCUCCUGGACCAUGCAACCUGCUCCACCGUGACACCCCCUGGCCUGGCCCCAGGAGUGAGCAGCUUCCUGCAGAUGGCUGUUUCUUUCACCUACCGACACCUGGCACUCUUCACAGACACAGGCUAUAUCUGGAUGGGGACAGCUUCACUCAAGGAAAAACUCUGCGAGUUCAACUGCAACAUCCGGGCCCCCCCGAAGCAGAUGGUCUGGUGCAGCCGUCCUCGUAGCAAGGAGAGGGCUGUUGUGGUGGCCUGGGAGAAGCGGCUAAUGGUGGUGGGUGAUGCACCUGAGAGCAUCCAGUUUGUGCUGGAUGAGGACUCCUACCUGGUACCUGAGCUGGAUGGGGUACGCAUCUUCUCCCGCAGCACCCAUGAGUUCCUACAUGAGGUUCCAGUGGCCAGCGAGGAGAUCUUCAAAAUUGCCUCAAUGGCCCCCGGAGCACUGCUGUUAGAGGCCCAGAAGGAAUAUGAGAAAGAGAGCCAGAAAGCGGAUGAGUACCUGCGGGAGAUCCAGGAGCUGGGGCAGCUGACCCAGGCCGUGCAGCAGUGCAUUGAGGCUGCGGGACAUGAGCACCGGCCAGACAUGCAGAAGAGUCUGCUCAGGGCUGCUUCCUUCGGAAAGUGUUUCCUCGACAGAUUUCCACCUGAUGGCUUCGUGCGUAUGUGUCAGGACCUGCGUGUGCUCAAUGCCAUUCGAGACUUUCACAUCGGGAUCCCCCUCACCUAUAGCCAAUACAAGCAGCUCACCAUCCAGGUACUGCUAGACAGGCUUGUGUUGCGGAGGCUUUACCCCCUGGCCAUCCAGAUAUGCGAAUACUUGCGCCUUCCUGAAGUGCAGGGUGUCAGCAGGAUCCUGGCCCAUUGGGCCUGCUACAAGGUACAACAGAAGGACGUGUCUGAUGAGGAUGUUGCUCGGGCCAUUAACCAGAAGCUGGGGGACACACCUGGUGUCUCCUACUCCGACAUUGCUGCUCGGGCCUAUGGCUGUGGCCGCACAGAGCUGGCCAUCAAGCUUCUGGAGUAUGAGCCUCGCUCUGGGGAGCAGGUACCUCUUCUCCUAAAAAUGAAGAGGAGCAAACUGGCACUGAGCAAGGCCAUCGAGAGUGGGGACACUGACUUGGUGUUCACGGUGUUGCUGCACCUGAAGAACGAGCUGAACCGAGGAGAUUUUUUCAUGACCCUUCGGAACCAGCCCAUGGCCCUGAGCUUGUACCGACAGUUCUGUAAGCACCAGGAGCUAGAGACGCUGAAGGACCUUUACAAUCAGGACGACAACCACCAGGAGCUGGGCAGCUUCCACAUCCGAGCCAGCUACGCUGCAGAGGAGCGUAUUGAGGGGCGGGUCGCAGCUCUGCAGACAGCAGCCGAUGCCUUCUACAAGGCCAAGAAUGAGUUUGCAGCCAAGGCCACAGAGGAUCAAAUGCGGCUCCUACGGCUACAGCGACGCCUAGAAGAUGAGCUGGGGGGUCAGUUCCUAGACCUGUCUCUACAUGACACAGUCACGACCCUCAUCCUUGGUGGCCACAACAAGCGUGCAGAGCAGCUGGCACGUGACUUCCGCAUCCCCGACAAGAGGCUCUGUUGGCUGAAGCUGACUGCCCUGGCAGAUCUGGAAGACUGGGAGGAACUAGAGAAGUUUUCUAAGAGCAAGAAAUCACCCAUUGGCUAUCUGCCCUUUGUGGAGAUCUGCAUGAAGCAACACAACAAAUACGAGGCGAAGAAGUACGCCUCCCGAGUGGGUCCUGAGCAGAAGGUCAAGGCCUUGCUUCUUGUUGGGGAUGUGGCUCAGGCUGCAGACGUGGCCAUCGAGCGCCGGAAUGAGGCAGAGCUGAGCCUUGUGUUGUCCCACUGCACUGGAGCCACAGAUGGGGCGACAGCCGACAAGAUUCAGCGGGCCAGGGCACAAGCCCAGAAGAAGUGAGGGGCCCACCCUGCACGUCUCUUCAGGUCCUGAGCGUGGCAGAAGAGUCACUACUUCAGCUUCUCCCCCGGAGCUAAGCUGAGGAGCUGGGGUAGGAAGGGAACCAGGGGUCUGGUUGUAAAUAAAGUUGAACCUUUUAGAGUGCUCUAUGCAGUCCCACCUAAGCAACAGCAAGCUAGAGGCAGAACCAUACAGACACCUCAGCAAAACUCCAUGGUUGUGGUGGGUCUGGAGAAGGAGCUACAUUUAUAAGACACCUGCCCCUUUGUACAGUUACCAAGGAAAGCUCUCUCAAGCUCCUAGCCCCCAGAAAGAUUAUGGGAAGGAAUGACACAAAACUUAAGCAACAGUUCGUCCAGAACCAUACUGAGAAGCAUUGUACACACACAUAUACAAGAAGGAUGCUAAACACUUGACCAUUAUUUUAUUUAUUCCACAUGCCAGCCCUGUGAGAUAGGCAACAUAACCCCAUUUUACAGAAGAGGAAUUUUAGGUCCAGGGAGGUUUGGUAACAGCAAAUAUGUGGCAAAAUGGAUUUGAAACCAUGUUAGACAUUUGGGCGUCUUAGAGCUUCUCCUUAGAUGUUUGUGGUAACAGGAGGGAUGACUCAGAGCUGGAACUAAAAUUGGGCCCUUUGUAAGCAGGGGACCCUGAUCAAGGCCCCGGUUUGCACUGGUUUGCACUGCAGUGCGAAUUGGAGGACUAAUGAGAGGCAUGUGGCCAGCAGAUUGUAGAGAUUGGAGGAGGAGUCUUUGGAGACCCAACCACUGUUUGUAAACAGUGGUGAUAAUUCCUGAGUGGUUUCUGAGCUGGAGAGAAAAGGAUGGAAUUCUUUGGGCAUUUCUACCAAGACCUGCAAACAAGACACUGGCUUCACUCUACCUGGGAAGGAGGUUUCGUCCGCAGUCAGCAGGAGCGCCUUCUUGGCCCUCUAGUGACCCUCUCUCUAGCCUUCAGUUUGUAAUCCAGUGCACCUUGGCUUCAUGUCCCAGUGCCUCAACCCCACACUGAGGACAUGACUUUUUCCUCUUGUUACCCCCUCAGUCUAGAAGACAAAGGAGGAAACCAGAGUCCAGAGGAGGGCAAGCCUCAUCACAGAGUGAGAGGCCCAGUAAGGUCUUUCUUUUUCUUCCCCCACCUGAUUUGUAAAUGUAAAUUUGUGAGAAUCCUCCCAGGAAAUAUAAAUCAAAUUGUAAA
This is a messenger RNA of Myotis davidii, 3708 nucleotides long. It is a transcript of the gene VPS16, whose product is annotated as VPS16, CORVET/HOPS core subunit. The record is from RefSeq and is a predicted model, not a curated record. Lineage: Eukaryota; Metazoa; Chordata; Mammalia; Chiroptera; Vespertilionidae. Gene Ontology annotation, cellular component: HOPS complex; cytoplasm; lysosomal membrane. The transcript has 23 exons. The coding region runs from base 1 to 2511 and encodes 836 amino acids. Gene Ontology annotation, molecular function: actin binding. Gene Ontology annotation, biological process: vacuole fusion, non-autophagic; endosomal transport; intracellular protein transport.